GCGCUGAGAGACGCGAGCACUGGGUAUACACAUCGAGACAUUACGCUAAUGAAGUUAAUACUAUGCAAUGGACUGCACCCGCAGUUGGCCAUCGGUGACGAUCACAACUCAUACAAUCCCAAUGCCGACCAAAUGUUUCACACAAAGGACAAACCAUUUGUGACACUUCACCCGAACGGCGUGUUUGCUUCAGAGCCCGAUCUGUUGAGACUGAGCCACGGCUCGGAUGAGGAUCGGCUGAACGCGGACUUUGUGGGCAGCGGUCGCGUAAGCCGUGGCCAUCAACUCAUCGCUUAUGUCUCACUACUGGAGACGACGAAACCCUAUUUAUGUAAUUGUCUUCGCAUACCGUCGGCGCACGUAUUGCUUCUGGUGUCCAACGCUAUCGACACUAACUAUGACUUCUCCAGAAUCGUAAGCGACGGAUGGCUUGAACUGCAAUUCCCAAACUGCGAGCGCUCACAACAGUUCAUAUUACAGGCACUACAAGUCCGUGAUUUAUGGCUUCAGUUAUUGCAUAAACUAUUUUCUGUGGUUAAUAAAAGUUUGAAUGCAAUGAAAAUGUUGACCGCAAGACAGAAGAGUUUAUCGCUAUCGGGCGGCCAUAUCGUGUCGGAACAGCUGGUGCUGAUGCCCUCGUACUCGCCCAACGCCGCGCAGACCACUGCACCCAAUGGUGGCCAACACUUUCCGUGGGACGAAGACGUGAACGAUAUCAACACUCCAGACAUCGACCCCUCGUUCUUCGACGGCGUCGACCCCUUCAAGAAGAUGAAGAGCGCCGGAAUGGAUCCGUUCACUGUUGUCGACGAGGGCUACUUCGGCGCCCAACCGCAGACACCCGUCGGCAGUCAGAUGUGUCUGAUUGGCGCCGAAGAGGACAGCGAGUCGACCGUACAGUCGGUGACGAACACACAGUCGUACGAAGACAUGAAUUUGUGUCAACUCUUGUCGCAAACCAAUGUCGACAUCAAUGGUCUGAUUAGAGAGUCGGAGAACGAGUCGGUAGUCGUGGCGCCCAAUGACGUGCUCGACAACAGUCAAUACAUUCCGGUGUCGACAACAGCGCCGGUACUUCACUACCUGCAGCCAAAGAGUGUCGAGUCGUCGAUACCGAUGCAUGUGAUCACAUCCACGCAUGCCAUCAAUCACUUCUCGAGUCCCACCCAUUCCUCAUCGCAAUCAUACUCACCGGCGCUGUCGACCAUCAAUCACGCAUACCUGAGGCCAACCCCAUCCCCAUCGGCCCUAUCGUACACAUCGACGCUCAGCGCCAGCAGUCCAUCUACGCUCGUCUCGCUGGACGACGCCAUGGAUGACGCGAUGGACGCCAUCACAUCCGACAGCAGCCAUCACACCAUCGACGGUGUCUUUGUCGACGCCAUUGACAUGAAACCAGAUCUGGAUUUCCUUCAGCCGACUGUCAUCAACGAUCACUUAUACACAUUGCCGUCCACUUCGGGCGCAACGAAGCGCAGAAAGUCCGGCGAACAUAAGGAUCAGUCGCUGAGGAAGAAGAAUAACACGGCGUCCAAGAAGUCGAGAGUGACUAAGAGAGACAAACAGAAGAUGAUGGAAGAGCAGAUCCAACACUACAAGACAGACAAUGAGGAAUGCAAGCGACAUAUCGAGCAGAUGGAGCGCGAGAUCGAGUGGUGCAAGAAUUAUCUCUUCAAGAAAGUGGUCGCUUCGGCCAGAAAUUAA
Molecule: messenger RNA, 1704 nt
Organism: Medioppia subpectinata
Lineage: Eukaryota; Metazoa; Arthropoda; Arachnida; Sarcoptiformes; Oppiidae
Source: the annotation of a GenBank genome assembly